ACUGUACCUGGCACCGGUCCAUUUGGCAGGAUAGGUUGCAGGUGGCCGUAAAUGGGUUAGUUAGACCAGGGCACAGACAGCCUGGGACAUUAAAAAAAUCUCUCUCUCACACUCACUUCAUAAUGUUGGUGUUUCAUCAUGUUGCUUUUUUUCCCUCCCUUUUUACAUAUGCAGCAUAAUUAAUGUACACAAGCUCCUCUCUCAUUCCUCUUUGACCCUUAUAAAUAUGCACCAAGGAGUGCUGGAUUAGGGUCGAGUGUCCUUUUCUAAAGCUCAGCGUGUGUGUUUGGGUGUGAGCGGACGCUUGCAUGCUCGAGUGUUUGUGUCUUAAAUCCGGGCGGAGCAGAACGCGGCCCGCUGUAAGCCCAGGCAUGUGUGAUUUGUGUGAUUGGGUUUAGACGGCGUUGGUCGGUGGCGACGUCUUGGGGGUCCAGAUGACCGGAUGCUCCACGGGCAACGCACGCUGUCCUUCUAACGAUAUCAAGUUUGCACCAUCACUGUGGGCCUCAGAGGACGAGCUGUUUGUGGAAUAGAUCCAAGAUUCUUGUAACUUUUCUGCUAGCCACAUCCUGUUCAAACACAUCUCUCUCCUCUCGUAUACCCUCCUCUGUCUGUCCUGCAGCCCGCUCUUAUUCCCUCUUGCUCAACAGACCCUUACACAUUUCAGUCCUCUCCCCACAUACACCCCCCCUCAAUCUGGCCCCUUUCUCUUCUUUUAGCUUUCAUUUCCCGUUCCUUAUCUCCUUUACCUGCAUGAGAAGGACAGUCUUCCCCAGUCUUGUCCCAAACUCUCACUACACCCCUCUCCUAAAGCUUCUUUUCCACUAAUGGGCACCAUAUCAGACAGCAGCACCACAUUCCCUUCAUUGUCACUGAGAACCUCUCUCCACCCCUAACUACCUUGCCAACACGAACAUCAACACAAUCCAAUGGAGACAAAAGAUAUGAUGAUGACGAGCAUGCUGACAAUGGACAAAGGGGAGAAUGAGGGAGAGAGGGACAAGGAGGGAGAGGACAUGGGGGGAGAAGAUGAUGGGACACAGCGUGAAAAUGGCAGACUUAUGCUUGCUGAUGGGCUUGCAGACAGAGGUCCCAAGAGCAUGACAUCUGGCUCUGGCCAGCAGGUGUCCAAUGGCUUCACAACAUCCACCCCUCAGAGCCCCAGGGAGGGCCCAGGAACUGCAGCUUGCGCUGCGGGUACAGCCUCAGGACCCGGAGGCGGUACUGGAUCCUCAGCACCUCUGGGAGGCCUAAGGACUCUGAUGGUCCAGCAAACAAGCUUGGACAGACCCAGAGAAACCUGGAGCAAGAAGAUGGACUUCCUUCUGUCUGUGAUUGGCUACGCCGUGGACCUGGGAAAUGUCUGGCGCUUCCCAUACAUCUGCUACCAAAACGGAGGAGGUGCCUUUUUGCUGCCCUACCUGUUGAUGGCAGUGUUCGGAGGGGUGCCUCUGUUUUACAUGGAGCUAGCUCUCGGCCAGUUUCAUCGCAGUGGCUGCAUCUCCAUCUGGAAACACAUCUGUCCCAUCUUCAAAGGGAUAGGCUUUGCCAUCUGUAUCAUAGCCCUCUACGUAGCCUUCUACUACAACACCAUCAUGGCCUGGGCCUUGUACUACCUACUGUCAUCAUUCCGGCCCACUUUGCCUUGGUCCACCUGCACCAACCCCUGGAAUACAGCCAACUGUAACCGCUACAUGUCCUCAGACCACAACGUGUCCUGGUCCAACUCCUCUACGUCCCCUGCCGAGGAGUUCUAUACCCGGCAGGUGUUGCAGGUCCAUCUCUCCCCAGGUCUGCACGAGUUGGGCUCUAUCAGCUGGCAACUGGCUUUAUGUCUGCUCUUCAUCUUCACCAUUGUUUACUUCAGCAUCUGGAAAGGAGUCAAGACGUCUGGAAAGGUAGUUUGGGUGACUGCUACCUUUCCCUAUUUGGUCCUCCUGAUCUUGCUCAUCCGUGGGGCCACCCUGCCAGGGGCCUGGAGGGGUGUCGUCUUCUAUCUCAAACCUGACUGGGAGAAGCUGCUUUCCACUACUGUCUGGAUUGAUGCAGCAGCUCAGAUCUUCUUCUCUCUGGGUCCGGGAUUUGGCGUGCUCCUUGCCUUUGCCAGCUACAACCCGUUUCACAACAACUGCUACAAAGAUGCGUUGGUCACCAGCUCAGUGAACUGUCUGACGAGCUUUCUGUCUGGCUUUGUCAUCUUUACUGUGCUGGGCUACAUGGCUGAGAUGAGGCAACAGAAUGUGGACGCUGUGGCAAAGGAUGCAGGUCCCAGUCUGUUGUUCAUCAUUUAUGCAGAAGCCAUAGCAAACAUGCCUGCUGCCACCUUCUUUGCCAUCAUCUUCUUCCUCAUGAUCAUCAUGUUGGGUCUGGAUAGCACGUUUGCAGGCUUGGAAGGAGUAAUCACAGCUAUGCUAGAUGAGUUCCCUCAUUUGCUGGUUAAGAGACGAGAGUGGUUCGUCUUUGGCCUCGUGUGUGUGUGUUACCUUGGAGCUCUCUCUACACUUACAUAUGGAGGAGCGUUCGUAGUGAAGCUGUUUGAGGAGUACGCUACGGGCCCUGCAGUCAUCACUGUGGUGCUGCUGGAAGUCAUUGCAGUGUCCUGGUUCUACGGCACCAACCGUUUCUGUAAUGACGUGCAGGUCAUGCUUGGUUUUUACCCGGGUUGUUUCUGGAGGGUCUGCUGGGUGGCCAUCUGCCCCUGCUUUCUGCUGUUCAUCAUCAUCAGCUUCUUGGCCUUCCCUCCAGAGGUCAGGUUGUUUGAGUACCAAUACCCACCAUGGACCACUGUCCUGGGCUACUGCAUCGGGGUGUCGUCAUUCAUCUGUGUGCCCUCUUACAUGGUCUACCACCUGCUCAAUGCUAAGGGCACAUUCAAACAGCGUCUGUUAAAAAGCAUCACUCCAGUGCCCGGCGGUGACAGCCACAGGGAUUUUAUUGUCACAAAUGCAGUCUGACCAAACCCUGACCAAAAGAAAGGUGCAACUCUACCUACCUGGAGUGCCCUCUUCUGGACAUACUGCAAAACUACAGGACAAGGGGGCUACCUUUCACCGUCUUUGCCUCUUUUCGUGCAUCUCCUACACUCGUUCCAACCAAGAUGUAGAAAUUUAAAUGGAGUUAGAUGAAGCCAGGCGUUAGUUGAUAUGUCUAGCUUGGUUCAGAUCGGAUCCUCGUGCUGUUUUUUUUUCCUCAGUUUUGCAGAAUCUCUGUGGUCACCUUCUCAUUUCUGUCCCACCUAAAAGGGGUCACCAGAGUCACUCAGUGACCAGGUUUUUCUUCAGGUCACCCAGCUCUAACAGUAAUUUUAUAUAAUAAGUGAUAAGUAUGACACAAUUUCUUUAAUGUAGACAGUAAAACAUGUACCCAAACAGGAGAUACUGUACAAUGAACUCAGUCAGCGAAGGCCAGAUAAAUACAUUACAGUCCACUUUGCUCUGACUGUUAAUGGUUGUAUUUUUAUUUAAUGCUGUUAAGUUAUGCAUUCUAAUAUGUAGCAAAAUUCAGGUAUCUUUUACAUCUGUUACUGAAGCCAAAUAUAUGAUAUCUGUUCUGUUCUUGUUUCUAAAGCCGUUUCAAUAUUGUUGUGGUUUUGUUGUGUUGACUGUCAGCCUGUGUUUAUUUGGUGGCAUCUUGGAGGAAGGACAGAUCUGCAAUGAGGUUCCUACACUGUGAAACACUGUCUGGUAGUAGUAUGAAUUUGUACGUUUGUGACUGUGUGUGGUCAUGUAAAAGAGAGACUGUUAUAAUAACCAGUGGAAAGUAACCACUUGUAUUCAUUCUUGUAACUGCAAUAUAACACAAGUUUAUUUUACAAUGUAGCAGUGCUGUCGUUGCAUCUUUCACCACACAUUACCAGACUCAGUGCCGAUGGUCUUUGUUUAAUUACACUCAUGCUCUGCGCUCUGCCGUCAUACUGCGUAACUGUCAGUAAGAGAAGCCAAAUAUGGAUCAGAGCUAAUACCAUUACCAGUAUCACAGUCUGAAAGUCAGCGUUACUGCGAUUUACUUUCUACCAAAAAAUCUGUCUGCCUGUGUGUGUAUGCGUGUAUGUAUGCUCCAGAGAGUAUCUGUGUGUAUGUAGGAGCAGGAGUUAAAAAUAUGGCGAGUACUGUACAUGUACAUGUGUAUUUACUAGUCAGUCUGGUAUUAAUGUAAUCCUGUGAAUGCCUGUCUCCUCCUCAUUCUCCCGUUGACGUGCGAAUGUGUGCGCGUGUGUAUGUGUGUGCGCACGUGUGUGUGUACACCUCAGGUAGUAUGUUGUACGGGUUAGAGGUGUUCAGCCCCUUUAUGUGUGCAUGCAGUGGUGUGUAUGUGUCCUGUGCUACAAAUGUGUGUGUGCGUGUGGGUGGGUGUCUGUGACGUGCUCCUGUUGUCUUGUUAAAUGCCAAAACAUCUUAUGAAGAAAUUAAACUCCCUCUUGCCUCGCUCUCUCGUACCUCUCAAGCUUAUCUGCGAUCCUUGUAUGUCAAUAAAAGACUAUUGAGACUACAACUGUAUAGAAUAAAGAUAUAUAUAUAUAUAUAAAAAUAUAUAUAUACAAAUAAAUAUAUGGGAAAUAACAGAUAAUAAAGUUAUAUGGAAUUAAACAAUGAACUCUGUCAUCUUAUCUGUAAGUUUUUGUGUUUGUCCAUUCUUGUUCACAAUUUGAUGAAUUCAAGCAAUCAGGAAGUGCAGAGGGUUAGUAAGGAAGAGGCGAGGGCAACUAUGAAGAGCAGAAAGGCAGAGGUAUGGAGAUGUCCAGGAGACUCAAAGUUGUUUUUUU
Molecule: messenger RNA, 4762 nt
Organism: Pelmatolapia mariae (spotted tilapia)
Lineage: Eukaryota; Metazoa; Chordata; Actinopteri; Cichliformes; Cichlidae
Gene: slc6a4a
Product: solute carrier family 6 member 4a
Exons: 14
Coding region: 930-2954 (674 amino acids)
Biological process (GO): serotonin uptake; sodium ion transmembrane transport
Cellular component (GO): plasma membrane; neuron projection
Molecular function (GO): serotonin:sodium:chloride symporter activity; serotonin binding
Source: RefSeq, a predicted model, not a curated record